AUGUCCGUCGCCGGCAAUGGUUGUCUGUCCCGGUCGGCCACGAGGGUGGUGGCCAAGGAGGCGAACGGGUUCCACCUUCUGCGCAUCGACGGCUACUCGCAGACCAAGACGGUCCUCCCCGGCCAGAAGCUCUCCUCCCACCCGUUCACCGUCGGCGGCCACAGCUGGCGCAUCGACUACUACCCCAACGGCCGCGACGCCUCGGCGGAUCACAACGCCAUCUCCGUCUACCUCCAGCUCGCCAGCAACCACCCGCAGCCCCUCCAGGCGCGGUACAAGUUCAGCCUGCUAGACGACGGUGGCAACCCCGCCUACGAGCUCCCCGCCGAGAAGGGAUCCUUCGCCGGCGUCCCCGUGGUCAACCACUACCCUAACGGCAACACGAGGGCGGUGGGCACGUUGAACAACGGCGGCGCGGAGGAGGAGCAGGGGCCAGGGUGCGGCCACGAGGAGUUCAUCAAGAAGGAGGACCUGGAGAGGCGCGAGCACCUGGUCCGCGACGACAGCAUCGUGGUCCGUUGCGACGUGGGCGUCACGCAGAUUGUUAACUCGGUUCUGGCGCAGGACGAUCUGGUGAACAACGCAUGGGGAGACGAGGAGGAGGGCUACGAUCAGUACGACGCACAAGGGAUAUUAGUUUUUUCAUCUAGUCAUCCAUUUUCGUCCACCAUGGACAUGUCCGUCGCCACCGUUGGUCAACUGUCGCGGUCGGCGUCGAGGGCCAUUGCCAAGGCGGCUAACGGGUUCCAUCUGCUCCGCAUCGAGGGCUACUCAGAGACCGAGAUGAUCCUACCUGGACAGAGGAUCUCCUCGGAAGACUUCACCGUCGGCGACUACUCGUGGCGCGUGGACUGCUACCCCAACGGCCGCGACACCUCUAUGAAAUCCAACGCCAUGUCCGUCUACCUCCAGCUCACCGACCAAAUCAUUGUUUAA
Molecule: messenger RNA, 936 nt
Organism: Lolium perenne
Lineage: Eukaryota; Viridiplantae; Streptophyta; Magnoliopsida; Poales; Poaceae
Source: RefSeq, a predicted model, not a curated record